Emericellopsis cladophorae is the source of this 2502-nucleotide messenger RNA. RefSeq names its product beta-glucosidase I-like protein. The record is from RefSeq and is a predicted model, not a curated record. Bases 1 to 2502 code for a protein of 833 amino acids. NCBI's taxonomy places the organism in Eukaryota, Fungi, Ascomycota, Sordariomycetes, Hypocreales, Bionectriaceae. Gene Ontology annotation, biological process: glucan catabolic process. Gene Ontology annotation, molecular function: beta-glucosidase activity. The transcript has 2 exons.
AUGGCGGACAUCAACGUUGAAGAAGUGCUGAAGAAGCUCACGCUGACAGAGAAGGUCGAUCUACUCGCUGGCAUCGACUUCUGGCACACCAAGGCCAUUCCCAAUCAUGGCGUUCCCUCACUGCGUCUGACCGACGGCCCCAAUGGCGUCCGCGGCACUCGCUUCUUCAACUCUAUCCCAGCAGCCUGCUUCCCUUGCGGCACAGGCCUUGGAGCAACAUUCAACCAGGCGCUGCUCGAGGAAGCCGGAGCCACCAUGGGCGAAGAGGCCCGAGCCAAGAGCGCCCAUUCCAUCCUAGGCCCCACAAUCAACAUGCAGCGAUCGCCUUUGGGCGGACGUGGCUUUGAGAGCAUUGGCGAGGACCCUUACCUCGCCGGACUGGGCGCUGCGGCCCUGGUCAGGGGUAUCCAAAGCACGGGAGUCCAGGCCACCAUCAAGCACUUUCUCUGUAACGACCAAGAGGACAAGCGGAUGGGAGUGCACAGCAUCGUCACGGAGCGUGCGCUGCGAGAGAUCUAUGCCCUCCCGUUCCAGCUGGCGGUCCGCGACGCUCAGCCUGGCGGGUUCAUGACGGCCUACAACGGCAUCAACGGCGUCUUUUGCAGCGAGAACCCCAAGUACCUGGACGAAAUGCUCCGAAAGGAAUGGGGCUGGGAUGGCAUGAUCAUGAGCGACUGGUUCGGCACAUAUAGCACCACCGAUGCCGUCCAGGCGGGCCUGGACCUGGAAAUGCCCGGGCCGCCCAAGUUCAGAGGCGAGGCGCUCAAGUUCAACGUGACGACUGGCAAACCAUUCCAGCAUGUCAUCGACGCCAGGGCAAGGGAGGUUCUCAAGUUUGUUAAGAAGUGUGCUGCUGCGAACGUCAAGGAGAAUGGACCCGAAGGGGGUCGAGAUAUCCCAGAGACGGCUGCACUCCUCCGCAGGAUUGGCAAUGAGAGCAUUGUUCUCCUCAAGAACGACAACAACGUCUUGCCCCUGAAGAAGGACAAGAAGACGCUCGUGAUUGGUCCCAAUGCCAAGGUCGCAACGUACCACGGUGGUGGCUCCGCUGCCCUGUCCGCCUACUACGCUGUCACACCGUACGACGGCAUCAGCGAGAAGCUGGGCUCGCCAGCGCCAUACACGGUCGGCGCCUACACGCACCGCUUCCUGCCCAUCCUGGGGACGCAGCUGACUCGCCCCGACGGAAAGCCGGGCAUGUCCUGGAAGGUCUACAACAAGCCUAGCGACGCGGCCGAGCGGGGCGAGCUCAUUGACGAACUGGCCUUCACCAAGACGGAGAUGCACUUGGUGGAUUACUACAACACCAAGCUCGCAGACACCUGGUACGCCGACCUCGAGGGGACGCUUACCCCCGAGGAAGACCAGACCUACGAGUUUGGUGUGGUCGUCUGCGGUACCGCCAAGAUCUUUGUCGACGACAAGCUGGUGGUGGACAAUGCCACCAAGCAAGUUGCGGGUGACGCGUUCUUCGGCGCAGCCACGCGCGAGGAGCGCGGGACGAUCGAUCUCAAGAAGGGACAGGCCUAUAAGGUCCGUGUUGAGUUCGGCUCUGCGCCCACCUUUACCCUGGGGACGGACACCUUUGCCCCUGGCCACGGCUCCCUACGCGUAGGCGGCGCCAAGGUCAUCGACGCCCAGACCGAGGUGGCCAAGAGCGUUGCCCUCGCCAAGGAACACGAUCAGGUCAUCAUCUGCGCGGGUCUCAACGCGGACUGGGAAACAGAGGGCGCCGACCGGGCCAGCAUGAAGCUGCCGGGCGUGUUGGACCAGCUCAUUGCCGAGGUCACGACGGCGAACAAGAACACGGCCGUGGUGAUGCAGACGGGCACACCCGAGGAGAUGCCAUGGCUGGAGUCCGCUCCCGCUGUGCUCCAGGCGUGGUACGGCGGCAACGAGACGGGCAACUGCAUCGCGGACGUCUUAUUCGGCGACUACAACCCGUCCGGCAAGCUGUCCCUGAGCUUCCCCAAGAGGCUGCAAGACGUGCCCAGCUUCCUUAACUUCAAGACGGAGGCGGGCCGUACGCUGUACGGCGAGGACGUGUACUUGGGAUACCGCUACUAUGAGUUUGCCGACCGAGAGGUGAACUUCCCCUUUGGACAUGGUCUCUCCUACACAAGCUUCUCCUUCUCUGAUCUCAGCGUGGCCGUCAAGGAUGGCAAGGUCGUCGCGACCGUGUCCGUGACCAACACAGGGUCCGUCAAGGGCGCGCAGGUGGCGCAGCUGUACGUUGCCCCCAAGCAAAAGGCCAGAAUCAACCGACCGCUCAAGGAGCUGCGUGGCUUCGCCAAGGUGGAACUCGAGGCGGGCGAGACCAAACAGGUUGAAAUCUCUGAGCCGGAGAAAUACGUCGCCGCAUACUGGGACGAGGAGCGCGAUCAGUGGUGCGUGGAGAAGGGCGAGUACGAGGUGAUUGUCAGCGACAGCAGCAAGGUCACAGAGGCCGCCGUCAAGGGCAGCUUCACAGUGGCCGAGUCGUACUGGUGGUCAGGAAUCUAA